Messenger RNA from Penicillium olsonii, 1374 nucleotides. Lineage: Eukaryota; Fungi; Ascomycota; Eurotiomycetes; Eurotiales; Aspergillaceae. The record is from the annotation of a GenBank genome assembly.
AUGCAAACCUCGAUUGCGCCCAACUCGAAGACCGACCAUGAUGUUUCCAAUCAUGAAAUUCACCCUCUCCAAUCCAUUCCCACAGAACAAGACGGGCCAUGGCUACGAUUCCUAACAAAAGCCAAAUGGUACCCAGCAGACAUGCCACACGCAGAAAAGAAACUCAUCCUGAAACUCGACUUCCAAAUCCUAGUCUUCGGCUGCAUGAAAGAAGACCUAAACCUCCAAGGCAACGCGAUAAACUACAUAACAGCCGUAUUCUGGGCCUCGUACUGCACAUCCAUGAUACCAGCCUGUUACUGGUUGACGCGCACGCGGAUCAACAUCGCACUGCCGAGUCUGGAGGUAGGAUGGGGGCUAUUCACGUUUGGGUGUGCGUGGGCGCGCAAUCUGGAGACGCUAUACGCAAUGCGGUUCUUUAUUGGAAUUUGCGAAUCUUGUUCUUUCACGGGUGUUAUUUACGUUAUUGGGUCGUGGUAUAAGCCUGGCGAGGUGACGCGGCGGGUCGCGCUUUUCUUUGUUGCUUCGCCUCUCGGGACGAUGUUUGCUGGGUACUUGCAGGCAGCGGCGUAUACGAAUCUGGAAGGGAAGCAUGGGUUGGCUGGGUGGAGCGGAUACUUCGUCUUUCCUGAUGUCCCGCAUCGCUCAAAGCCACGGUAUCUCACUGCGACCGAGCAUGAGAUUGCCAACACCCGCCUGAAAGGCCUGACGGCGCCGAGUGAGCUCAAGGUGUCGCGAGCGAUCUUUAAACGCGUCUUCGGGCGCUGGCAUUGGUAUGUCUUCGUUGUACACUGGAUACUCAUGGACCAAAACUUCACGCCAUAUUCGACGCCUUUCAGUCUGUACCUCAAGGCAAACCCGGAGAUUUAUUCAGUCUCGCGAGUGAACACGCUGCCGACAAUCGCAACGGCGAUAUCAGUGGUUGCUGCACUGGCCGCAGGCAUCACUGCGGAUCGUUUGCACAACUUCUGGAUUCCGUCCGUAGUGACCAGCAUACCCGUCUUGAUUGGGGUGAUAUUACUCGUUGUCUACAACGUUGGAGAGACGGGACGGCUAGUGGGGUUCAUUCUCACUGGAUUCGAAGGAGCGAUCAGUCCACUCACAAUGAGCUGGGCCACUGUCACCAUGGCUAAUGAUGCCGAGGAACGAGCGAUCGUCACCGCAAGCAUGAAUGCUAUUGGACAAGCGAUGGCGGCCUGGACUCAGAUAUUCCAGUAUCCGGCUACAGCUGCACCGUAUUUUCGCGCUGGCUUUAUCUCUAACCUGAUUACCACGAUCGGGCAAUUUCUCAGUGUUGGCCUGAUCGCGUUCCUGGUGAGGCGCGACAAGCGGAAAGGAUUAAGUGGAGCCGGGUCUGCAGAGAACUUUAUAUGA